UUUAAUGUUAUCUGAAAGAAAUCCUUACAAAUAAGGCGAACAGUGAAGAUAAGUGACAAAAACGAUGACUGCUGUUAUAGUACGUGUGUCUUUAAGAGAGGUGUAGGAGAUGCUCUGUUCACAGUGUCGCUAUAAGUGAGUCAGGAGUCAAUUCAUUUUAACCGAAUCAGCGGAAGCCGAGUCACACUCAUUCUGCCUGUGGAGCUAAAAGUUGUCGGAUGGAUGGAUGGAUGGAUGGAUAGAUAGAUACUUUAUUGAUCCCAAAGGAAAUUGAGGCCUCAGUAGCAAGUUACAUAAAUCAAGUCAAAAAACCAAGCCAAGUGUCUACCUCUUCCUCUCCGCCAUGGCCUCCAAACCCCACCCGCCGCUCAUGAAGAAGCACAGUCAGACUGAUCUGGUGAGUCGCCUCAAGACCCGGAAAAUCCUCGGCGUCGGCGGAGAAGAUGAUGAUGGAGAGGUGCACAGAUCAAAGAUCAGUCAGAUGUUGGGGAAUGAAAUAAAGUUUGCUGUGCGAGAACCCAUCGGUCUCAGACUUUGGAUCUUCAUCUCUGCACUGUUGUUCACAGCUAUGUCUUUAGUGUCUCUGGCCUUCCCCAGUCAACUCUAUGAGAUGAUAUUUGAGCUCUCAACCAGUAGGAUCUCCAUCCGACUCUUUGGAGGGGCCCUUUUAAGUAUCUCAUUAAUCCUGUGGAACGGCCUUUACACUGCGGAGAAAAUCAUCAUUCAGUGGACACUGCUUACUGAAGCAUGCUACUUUGGUGUACAAUUCCUAGUGACCACGGUCUCACUUGUAGAGAUGGGCAUACUGACCACAGGAGCUGCUCUGUUUCUUCUCAGCGAUGCCCUCUUCCUUCUCAUUACCCUCCUGUACUACCACCAGCUCACCCGUCGGGCCAAGAAGAUCUAGAUCUAAGACAGACUGAUUUAGUUCUACAGUAUGUCGGCUUUAGUGUCUGAAGUGACUGGUGGGUACACAUGAUGGAAUUUGCCAGUUUUUAGCCCCAGUCUGUCUCUUUGUGGUAAAUGAAUAAUUAUUGCAUUUGUGUGAUGACGGUUCUUACUGGUCUGCUUUCAGCAUUGCCUUUUUCUCCCAGUAAUUACUGUCCUUAUUCACUCCAAGUUGUUUUUAAGUUCCUCGGCAAGUUGUUCUGGGCUUUUCCAGACAAGCUGUUUUGAAUAUAAAUAUGCCUCUUUUUAAAUUAGUUUCUUUAAGCAUAUAAGGAUGCAGUUUGUUCAGCUGAUGUGUCAUUGGGAAAAACUCUUAAUUAUUGAUUAUCAUUGUUGACCGUGGGCUGAACAAAGUUGUGAAGAAAGUAACAGCUAUUGGUAAAGCUUACAUGAUUAAUCUCGAUGGCUAAAUUUGUGGACACCUCUCCUUAUUGUGUUUGGGUAAGAAGGUCCCCCGCUUUUUAUCUCGCAAUCUAGUCGUUCCAAAUUCCUGAUUGCCACUUGCACAACCCCCGAUCUGAUCAAAGAGAGUCGGAUCACACACCCCCCCCACAGCUCUAGCAUGACAGAAAUGUGAUAACUCACUUGUUGGAAGUGUGGUAUCCUCUGAUGGUGUCAAUUUCAAUAAAGUCAGUAAAUUCUUUGAAAUGAUUUUACUUUAAUCCAGAUUCAAAUU
Molecule: messenger RNA, 1624 nt
Organism: Trichomycterus rosablanca
Lineage: Eukaryota; Metazoa; Chordata; Actinopteri; Siluriformes; Trichomycteridae
Gene: tp53i11a
Product: tumor protein p53 inducible protein 11a
Exons: 8
Coding region: 344-907 (187 amino acids)
Source: RefSeq, a predicted model, not a curated record